Messenger RNA from Amoebophrya sp. A25, 5783 nucleotides. NCBI's taxonomy places the organism in Eukaryota, Dinophyceae, Syndiniales, Amoebophryaceae. The record is from the annotation of a GenBank genome assembly.
AGGUGCCGUCUGUCAACUAGGAGGAGUUGGCGCACUUUAUUUCUACGUGCCAAUAGAGUAAUAAGUAGUUUAGGAAGUGCCACCACGACAGUAUAAGAAUGUCUACCCUACGCUGCUACGCCGAUGAGAGUUGCGCUCGUCUCGCACCGCAGAAGCACAGCAGAGCUGCUCAAACCGGUAAAGCCGAGAGCGAGUGAGGGCGUAUCUCAGCGGAGGCAUCCAAUUAUAAUUUCUGCCGAUCCUGACCCUGAGGCGGCAGCCCAUCUGAGUGUGAAUCUAAUCUCGACCUUCUUGCAGCUCUCGACCUCCUUGCUGCAGCAGCGCCUAGAGUUUGGUCCUCUCUAUCAUUAAGGGUGGUCGUAGUUUUUUCCUUCUUUUGUCCUCAAUGAAAUACUUUAAGGUGGAGUACUACAGGGCUAAUUAGUAGUGUUCGUUGACUUUCAUUUCGUUUUUCAUGAUCUUGUCCCCCAUAACUCUAGACUUGGGGAAGGCCGAGAAAUGCCGGCCAAAACAAGCAAGAAUAACAGCAACAAGUAUAACUUUCAUCUUCCUGCCAUUUGGUUGCAUUUUUGACCGUACCCCGUGAAUGGGUAACCUUCUUACCCUUGCGUUUGUGCCUACCCUUUCACCCUCCUAAAGCCCUUAAAUUUGCACCUACAACUUCUACUAUUAACUUCUACCUACUACUAAUCAUCGGCUUCGGCACAGCACUACUAUGAUAUUAUUACAAUUUAUUACUACGAAUUUACUACCGACGAAGUACUUACUAAUAAAUGAUCAUGGGCACUACACUACUACUAAUACUACUAACUUACUACCUACUACUAAUCAUGGGUACACUACUACUAAUACUACUAACUACCUAGCACUACAGUAGUGCUAAUCAUGGGUACAACGCCACUCCUAUUACUAGUACUACUCCUCCCACUACUAAUACUAACAGGAAUAUUAACAGCAAUAGUCUAGCUCUAAGAAGUCAGCUACGUCCAUUCUGCGAAGUCCGAAGAGCCAGAAGAUGCAGUGCCCAGAGGUGUGGCAGGGCCAAAGGUGGCAGGUGAAGCUGGCAGGCGAGUGGCGGGACUUCUCGGAGAAUGAAUUAAGAGCAUGCUGUGUAGGAUGAAUGAGAUUACUCUAUUAGCCCGAAACAUAACAAGGAGCGCAGCAGGAAACUGCCGUCCUCUGCUGCUCUCUACAGAGAAUAUUUGAGUUAAGACAGGGCUUCUGUCGUCCUAUCACUAUCCUCUCUAGAAGAAAAUCGUGAGUGCAGGAGUAGAGAAAACUAUGGCGCAACUACUCCUCAGAUGUCGUCCAUCUCUACUAGAGGGCUCAAUAGUUGUUAUCAAAUUCUACGCACUUUCAGAAGCCUUGCGUAGUUGUCAAUAGCAAACUACAAUUAAUAUCCAGCAUGAUCCUGUAGUACUAGUAGCUGUCGUAGCAAAUUCUCCGUCUUCAGUAGAUCUAGACUCAGAAGCAUUCAUUGUAGACCUAUCUUCAGUAGAUUUAUCUUCGGUAGAUCUAGACUCGUAUUGAUUCUACAAGGAGGCGUCGAGAUGAAGAGGAAAAUCUGAAGGACGGAUGGGAAGCCACCAUCUAAGCCAAGACCUAUUAAUAAAGCGAGCUUUCGAGGCCCGUCAGAGCGAGUGCACUUUCAUCGCGAGAGGUCAAGCUUAUUGUUAAGGAAACUAUUGCCCGUUGAUGUCGUUAAGAAAACUAUUGUUAUGCGCUUGUCCCUUGUCGUUAAGAAAGCAUAGACAUUGUUAUAAGAAAAAUUAAAAUUUUGUAAAAUAGAAAUAUUGAUAUUAUUGUUUAGUGACCAAUCGAUCCUGAUUCAACACCAGGUGGUCGUGAAGACAAUUGAUAAUUUAUGGACUCAAACUAAGACUACCUUUUAUUUUCAUCACAUUUAUUGACCCAUCGAUAUGGAUCAUUACUUAGCACUGACUUCAUCAAUAUGGAUAACAUUACCCAUCUCUAGUACAACCUACCCUCAUUUCUUUAUCAUCUACUGGCGAGACAGCCAAUCUUUAAUAGUAUAUCGAUUUUCAGCGCAUGGUGCAAAAAAACACGAAGACUCCACCUUUCAAGACACGGCCAAUCCGACAUGUUAGCCUUGUGCGAAAACAGUACUGCAUGCAUAUCCAUAUGUCCCUGCACUAGGACUAGCGUCCCUGUAGUAGGAAUAGCAUUUGUUUUUCUUACAACAGGAGUAACUAGGACUAGCAUUUGUUAUUCUUACAACAUACAGACUGAUCCGGUGCUCAAUGCGCAGGGCUGAGGCGGAAACCUCUCUAAGUCUAAAUCUAUAAGACUAUUGUCUUCUGAGUGAUAUGAUUUGAUAGUGAUACUCGUGAGCAUUUCUUACAGUUUCUUUGUAUUUUUUACAGAUUAUUAUUAUGAUUUUUUGGGUGGUACUGAGACAGUACUCACAUCUUUUUAUUUCAUCUUGGAAAAAAUAAAAAGGUAAGUAUAACUAUAAAUUUUGAGUAGUAUUACUACUUUUUGCUCAAUAUUAUCGGAGGGUAGAUCGAUGUGUGAGAAUUCGUGCUGUUCUUGCUGACUAAGAUGUAGCAGGUAGCGACUUUCAAUCCAAAACUCAUUACACGGCUAGUUGCUAGCAUUACUUUAUCUUCUACUUCUCCUCAAUAACAAUAGGGGGCUUCCUUCUCCUCUAUCGGGUAGGUACUUUCUUCUCCUCAAUAGGGUGCUCCCUUCUCCUCUAUCGGGUAGGUACUUUCUUCUCCUCAAUAGGGUGCUCCCUUCUCCUCUAUCGGGUAGGUACUUUCUUCUCCUCAAUAGGGUGCUCCCUUCUCCUCUAUCGGGUAGGUACUUUCUUCUCCUCAACAGGGUGCUUCCUUCUACUCCUCACUAGGGCGCUGAACGACGAGCCAGAGCCGGAUGUAGAGCAGGCGCCGAAUCCUUUCCGGCCAACCGGCGCUCCGGGACCGCCCAAACGGUCGCCAUCGCUCGGUUACUUUCGACCAACAAUUACGAUCUACGAGGGCUACGCUGUAUUGUUGAACAAGUAGAAAGAACGUUCUAUUUCUAAUCAAGUAGAAAGAACGUUCUAUUUUUAAACAAGUAGAAAGAACGUUCUACUUCUAGUAUAAUUAAAGAUAUGACAACGUCGAUCAAGAAAGUGUCUAAAUAGUAGCGCUAGGUCGAUCAUAUCUCUUUCAGUCUGUCAUGAGUUAUCAACGAUUCCUCAUCAGUUUAGUUUUGUUGCUGCUCAUUCUUGAGACAGAAGGGAUAUUCUGAUGUUGCAUUGAGCUUACGUAUUUUUAGGAUGUGCAGGCUUUUUCGGAACCUCCAUUCGUAUCUAUCUCAUUGCGAUUCCCAUGGGCCAUGAUCUGACGUUGGUAAUUAGCGACAUUUGUAGUAGUAACUCUAAGAUAUAUCAAGAGGCAAGCCCUUCACCUGGAGCCGCUGAAUCAAGUCCAAAGACGCAAGAGCGGGAGAAAGCUCCAUCCCCUACCAAGCCGCCUCCUGCAGUCCCGACAAGCAACAGCCGCCCUCCAUCCUUAUGCUUAUGUCUAGAAGAAGGCUUUGGGUCGCGCCGUCGAGUCGCCGUCAGAGUCGCCCUUAGGUGUCCUCGUAGUUUCUUCGUUGUAGUGCCACUUCCAGCAAAUCAAUGGCAAUGUAUGCGUACAUUCAUUCUAAGAGUUUCUUCUUCGGCAGGGCAACUCUCCGUGACGGUACAGACGCUUACGGGUAAGAGUGUGGCGCUAUCCGGAAUUUCUGCGGACAUGACAUUAAGAAAAACUAUGUAAAUGAGAGCUACCCUUUUUUUGAAAUUGUGCUGACGUUCCUGAAGAACUUUGACUUUGACAGAUGAUGAUUCAUGUUCCUAAGUGAUCAGUGAAAAGCCUAGUCCUAGACUUUAGGCUUUAUUUUUUUGACAGAUGAUUGGGUUGUAUCAUGAGUACGUAGAAUCAUAACUAAAAGAAACAGGAGUAGGACCCACACCCACACAGCAAGUGAAGACGUCUUGUCUGACUCUUUGAGGGGACUUGAUGACAUUCAUUAUGAGACUUUUUCUGGAUUAAUAAGAUGGCGCUGAGGAAUACGAAUAUGAUGCAGAAGAUUCGAUGUUGACUCCAGUCCUGACAUCUGUUCUAAUGAGGGUCAUCGAAUUGAAGCGAAGGCUGGAGGGGACAGAGCAAAUUGCAGCGGGGCAGCAACGUUUAGUCUAUUUAAGGCCUCAAGUAAUCCAUCUGUCAGUUCAUCUGUAACCUUUUCUCACGUACGUAGAAUAAAACUGGACACAGAUCAUGGGGCCCAGGAUGCAGAUGGAUUGUAGUGACUUCUAAUCUACGCAGGACGCCAAAUGGAGGACAGCAAAACGCUCGCGGACUACUCAGUGCGCUCUGGCGGCGUUAUUACACUGCUUCUGAAGCUGUAGCAGGCGGGACAGGGAGCCCAUGAUCAUUUGAAAGAGAUGAACUAAUAGAAGAACGAUAGUAAUAGAAGCAUAACCAUGUUAAUACUUGGGACACUGUACAACUAGUUGUAGCACGCGGGGAAGGGAGUGAGCUUUUUUCUUUGGAGUAGAGAUCACUCGUCGUCGCCGGCGCGCUCUGAUGGCAUCAUCACGGUGCGAGCAGCUGCAUAUUUGAAGAUAUUUCAGUGCAGAAGUCAAACGCAACUCCCGUUGUCCCUUUCCCAUAUGCGCCCAUCUUCUCACCAGGAAGAGGCACACAACCCCGGCAAUACUUUCCAUUGAAAAUGAUGCGUAGUAAGCAUCCAUUUCUUGUUGACAUGAGACACGCACAUGGACUGGAGUCUCGACGACGUCCACCUUUGUAGCAUGGACGAAGAUGAAUGUGAUUAAGAUAAUCAGCAGCAGGGACCCCUGAGUGGACACACGCGGCACCUAGAAUAGAUGGAUCCUAAUUAGCGUGGCCAUUAAAUUAAUCUAAUUCUAAGCGCCUUCUUUUAUAUCUACAUGCCUUCCUUUAUUUACUUUUCGUAGUUAGGUUGGCUCCACCCCUACUAUCAGCAGGAGCAGAGUGAGAAUGAGGUGUCCAAGAUCAGCGUCCUUCGCUGGGUUUCGUUCUCUUCAAGAUACAGAGGCUAAGUCUUCUGGACUGGUUGGCAGACUCGUUCAAUGAGCUCUCGACCCGGCGAAAAAGAACCACCACACGAAGCACAGAGCGAGUACCUGAAAACGGCGAAGGGCCACCUGUUGACGAUUUCAUUCCACAGCACUAUUAGUCUGUCCUUCUUCGUUGUGUUUCUGCUCUUGGAUUGCCUUUUUGUGGCUUUGCUUUGUCGUUUGGCGUUCCCGUUGUCUUUGAGAGCUUAGACGAGUAACAAGAGAGAGAGACUCUUUUUAGCGUGCUUUGUGGCUUGGGGCUGGACGCGAUCUUUAGCAGGGCUGGACAUGGUGAGCGCGUGGUGGCUUGGGGCUAGACGCGAUCUUUAGCAGGGCUGGACAUGCUGAGCCGGUUCCCUUGGUCUUGUCAAGCGCAGCGGGCUGCUGGGGAUGCGAGCACCCGCCCCCCCCGUGUCCCGCCAUUAUGGGGGCUGGGUGUGGUAGGUACGCCAAGGGCUGUAGCUGCAUCUGUCGGGCUUUAUUCGUUAUUUUCAACCUUAAGCUUCUUGAUAUUGAUUCGGUUUCAAGCUCGUCCCGUCCCUGUCUCUUAUGAGAAGCCUGCCAGCACUGAAACUGAUAGGGCGACGCCACUUGAUGCACUGACCCAUUCUACUCGGCAAGUUGGGCAAGAUUCUCCGGCCACUAGGACUCACUUGUCGUGAGGAUUAUUUUUACUGGAAUUUGCUAUGUU